This is a messenger RNA of Aphis gossypii (cotton aphid), 1002 nucleotides long. RefSeq names its product putative nuclease HARBI1. The transcript is spliced from 5 exons. NCBI's taxonomy places the organism in Eukaryota, Metazoa, Arthropoda, Insecta, Hemiptera, Aphididae. The coding region runs from base 1 to 1002 and encodes 333 amino acids. The record is from RefSeq and is a predicted model, not a curated record.
AUGUCAGUUAGUUCAGCAAGAAGUACAUCGGAUUCCGAUGAUGAAUUUUUCUUGGAUAUGUUAUUUCAUCUACCAAGGCCAAGGCUUUUCCGAGAUAGAAUAAAUCCUCUCGAAGAGUUUGAUGACCUCGAUUUUAAAUGCCGUUUUAGGCUUUCAAAAGAAACUUUUGGUGUUUUAAUGCAUCUUAUUGUUGAAUAUGUUAAACAUGGAACAAAAAGAAAUGUUGCACUAUCUCCAGAAGUACAAGUUUUAAUAACUCUUCGUUAUUAUGCUACUGGAACAUUUCAAGCAGUUAUUGGUGAUCAUAUCAGAGUUAAUAAAUCUACUGUAUGUAGAACUAUUAAAAGAGUUUCAACUGCUAUUGCUCUUCUUUGCCCUCAGUUUAUUAACAUGCCUCAGAACGCACAUGAAAGAAGUAUAGUUUCCACAGGGUUUUAUAAAAUAAGAAAUUUCCCACGUGUUAUUGGUGCUAUAGACUGCACUCAUAUACGAAUACAGUCUCCUAAUAGUGAUAUUGGUGAACGGUUUCGUAAUAGAAAAGGAUGGCCAGGAUCUGUUCAUGACAGUACAAUUUUCGACAAUUCUUUAGUCAGAGCAAAAUUUGAAAACCAUGAAUAUGGGAAUAAUGUUUUUUUGAUAGGGGAUGGUGGUUAUCCAUGUCGAAAUUAUUUAAUGACUCCACUCUUAAACACGAGAACACCAGCAGAAGAAAAUUAUCAAAGAGCACAUAUUAGUACAAGAAAUGUUGUUGAAAGGGUCUUUGGAGUUUGGAAAAGAAGAUUUCCUGUUUUAGCUGUUGGAAUACGCACCAAACUAAGUACAUCUAUGAAGACUAUUGUUGCCACCGCUGUAUUAUAUAAUAUCUUAUUACAACAGCGAGAUGAAAUGCCACAUAAUGAAGAGCCAAUUAGACCGGAGUUCUUACAUGAAUUGAACGCAAAUCCUAUAAGACAAACUGGAAAUUUAGUCAGAUCACAAUUAAUUAAUUCAGUUUUUUCUUAG